UUUCCAGAUGAGCUGUUUUUGUUGGGGUUGAAGUCACUGAAUGGGCGUGGUGCAGACGAGUACUGCAUCGAGGUUUGCAUUGGGCUUAAGGGUAUCGUGUUUAGCUGUGCCGGCUGAGAGUAGAGACCCCUAAGAGACAAGCAAAAGACCGGGAUAACCAGUGGAAAACCAACAAGAUGACGAAUCUGACGAGUAGGCUCUUCUUGGGUUUACCCCUCCUCCUGCUUCUCUCGACAACCGGAACUCUGGCUCUGUCUACCUUCCAUCAAGAUGUCGCCUUCUCGUACAUCGACACAGAGGACAUCACUCAGUUCCCCCGAAACACGUAUGACGAGCCCCCUCUACUAGAUCGACUUGGCACCGGACCUGUCUUUGUUGCUCCGUUCCCUGGAACUUAUGUCUUCUCCUUCCACGCACCGGGUACCGGGAAAAACUUCUCGGGUCCACCAUCCCGCAUCAACUACCAAUUCAGCUGGUCUCCUGGUGGUGUUAACCCCCAGUCCGUCUUGCGACUGACUGGAGAUGGCCCUGUAGCCGGUCACGCUCUGCUGGACUUAGAGUCCGAUGAUCGCGUUAUGAUUGAGAUACUGAGCGGAUCUGCCACGCCCAUUGUAAAUACCACAACCCCUGUGAUAUUUAAUGGCUUCCUGCUGUACCAUCGGUGUCUGUGUUCGCCACUCGUGCUCCGUCAGUCGGCCUUUUCCGCAUCACGAAAGAGCACGGGACUCGGCCCCGGCACACUUUUCAUUGACUACUUUGAAAUGGAUCUUGGCCGCGAGGACGAGUUCGACACCGCAAAUGGCAUCUUCACGGCCAGCCUUCCAGGCAUUUACGUCUUCAUGUACUCCUUCCCAAACCAAGGAGUGGGCAGACCGGGCUCAGUCACCGUGAGCUUGACCGUCAACGAUGCCGUCAAAAGCAGCGUGACAUCGGUUAGCUCAGCCGCUGCUAUCGUGGAGUACGCCGGUACCACGGUCGUACUUGACCUGGUGGUAGGAGACAGGGUUAGACUUGAGAAAAGAGGCGGACAGCUAGACAUACCAGAGGUCUAUGUUGGUGGGACGCUUGAAUACGUUUCACCGAUAUUGUUUUCAGGGUUCCUAUUGUAAGCUGUUCACACGCCACCCAUACGGCUAAUACGCAUUAUUAAUAAUCAUUACGAUUCUUUGGUGUCGUUACUAAAGGGUCAUGCAGUGAAAUUUUCUUUGGAACACAUUUUGUGACAUUCUACUCCUCUUAUAUGAAACUACUUGACAUCCCUUUUGGUUGAUUAAAAGUGCACUUCUUUAAACUUAAAAAAACCUGAAAAUAUGAUUUACCUGACAACUGAGGGCGAAGUUGCUGUGAUGUCAUUUCAGGAAGACACUGAUAAGUUCAGGGAUUUUCUUGUCAAAUUGUGAUCAAAAAAUUUGCUUAUUGAAAAUAUAUGUAAGAGAAGGUAGCUCAUUGGUUUAAAGCUAUGUACUCGCACAACAAAGUGACCAAAGAAAAGAACAUUACGACAGCAAAAAUAUCCCAAACUCGCAACGUUUUUGUGCUGAAAUAGCUGUAACAUUGAGAAUUCUGCCCGGAAUGACUUCAUUGUUUUGCGCAUGAAUAUGGAAAUUUGUAUCAGCAUACAAAUCAAAAAGGCACCAAAAUACCCUUUAAAAUGUCAAAACGAAACUUGGAAAUAAGGUUAGGCCAAAAAAAAAAAGGUCUCCGGUUUCUGGUAUGGAGCUUGCCCAAAAAGUGGUGCAGCGACGCUGCUUUUGUUUGUUUGGAUUUUUUAACGUUUUUUUUUCUUCAAAU
Patiria miniata (bat star) is the source of this 1791-nucleotide messenger RNA. RefSeq lists its product as uncharacterized. The record is from RefSeq and is a predicted model, not a curated record. The transcript has 3 exons. Bases 177 to 1109 code for a protein of 310 amino acids. Lineage: Eukaryota; Metazoa; Echinodermata; Asteroidea; Valvatida; Asterinidae. Gene Ontology annotation, molecular function: protein binding.